Molecule: messenger RNA, 477 nt
Organism: Funneliformis caledonium
Lineage: Eukaryota; Fungi; Glomeromycota; Glomeromycetes; Glomerales; Glomeraceae
Source: the annotation of a GenBank genome assembly
AUGUCUUUAUUAAAUUUUUUUAAGAAGACCGAAGAUAAAGUACAGUUAGUUUCUUCUGACCAAGAUGAAAGUUUUGAAAUUGAAUAUGAUAUUUCAGACAAUAAUUUAGAACAUAGUUCAACUGAAACAAAUAAUUCCAGUAAUGAAGGAGUUGAAAAAUAUAUAGUUUCUUUACCUAAGAAUAACAAACAAAAAGCCAAAGCUCCUAUUUUAUUUCAUCAUAUUCGUAAUUCUAAAAAAAAGGUAUUUUAUGAUGUAAACAAAAAUAGAAUGUUCUAUACAUUAUGUAUGGCUCAUGGUCAAAAAAACGAAUUUGCUAAAGCAACUAAAGGAUCAAAAUAUUUUAAAAUUAGUGCACUAUCUGAACAUGUUGGUACUAAGCAACAUGAAAAAGCUUUUCGAUUAGAAAAUCAAAAAAGGGCAAUGAAAACUGUUACAAAUAAUGCUAUUAAUAAAGCUCAUCAACAUAUCAUUCAA